Messenger RNA from Eublepharis macularius, 1279 nucleotides. RefSeq names its product ring finger protein 186 (gene RNF186). The coding region runs from base 134 to 1279 and encodes 381 amino acids. Gene Ontology annotation, molecular function: ubiquitin protein ligase activity. Gene Ontology annotation, biological process: protein ubiquitination. The record is from RefSeq and is a predicted model, not a curated record. The transcript has a single exon. NCBI's taxonomy places the organism in Eukaryota, Metazoa, Chordata, Lepidosauria, Squamata, Eublepharidae.
UGAAUUUUCAAUCUGCUGGGAGGGGGUUCUCCCCCAAACUCAACUGGGAGUGUUUCCAGCUCGCAGGGAGCUAUUGACAGUGGUCCCACCUUUGCGGGCAAUCUUAAGCAGCCUCGUUAGGGUUUGUUGACUAAUGCUAAAGAAAGGUUUGCUCUCUGGGCUGGAAUUACCGGGCAAUGUUAUCGGGUGCCAUAAAGCGCUGUGGCCGUUGGGGUUACUGAUUAACACGGCUUCCAGACGUCAUCGGCUUCCCAGUGGCCAGGCUGCUCUGAGACCUCACCAAGCUGCCGGGUCUGUGUCCUGGGAACAAAGCUCCUUUAUAAGAAGAGCUGACAGAUCUGCUGGGACGCUUUGCAAGAGGCUGAUCCGUAUCCCGGAGGCAAGCGCUUUCUCCACGGAAGGCCUCUCAGACAACCUGCACAUGGAGAACGAAGCCAGAGGGGAGAUGGAGAAGGCGGGAAGGGCGGUGGAAGAGGCAGCACAGUUAGAGGCUCCCAAGGAGCCGACUCCAAACACGGACAGCAGUCCAGGAGUCGAAGUCUGUGCCGUAGAAGAGGCAGCCUCCUCUUGUCCCGCUGCAGCAAAAUGCCCGGCUGCAGAUGCUUCUCAGCCCCUGGGACUGAAACGUUCAGCAUCCCUGGAGCCCCACACCUCGAUAACAAUGGCCCCCCCACAGCCUGCCCCUGAGCCACACCACCAGCGUACCCCCAAAGCCUCAAUUGCCGAGAUGGACUGCCUCAUCUGUUUCAACCGGUACAGCGCUUCCCGGCUGCCGAAACUUCUGGCCUGCCAGCAUGCCUUCUGCGCCGUCUGCCUGAAGCUCAUCUUGCACAACGAGGAUCACACCUGGAUCAUCACGUGCCCUCUCUGCCGAAAAGCCACCGUCGUUUUCGGCGGCCUCAUCUGCAGCCUCCGUGACAAAGAGGAUGUCUUGAGCCGGCUGGACAGCCCUGACCCAGACGCCAAGGUGCCCUGUCCUCCAGACCCUCCGGGCAGCAGCCAAGCAAACUGCCGGUCCAUCUCCAGGAACCAAGAACCCGAGAGCAACCGGACAGCUGCCAAGAGACUGGUGUUGCUCUUGCUGCUGGUGGCCGUGCUGAUAGUCCUGGUUCUCCCUUUCAUGUACACGGGGCUGCUGAAGUGGGCCUUGAGUGGCGUGGUGGUCUUGGGGCUUGUCAUGUCAGGAGUUCUUUGCUGCAACCCUGGUUGGAGGAAUUGCUCGGACUUCUCCUUGCCCCCUUGGAGGAAAAAGGAGAGCCACGUGGCAUCGGUCGCCUGA